Messenger RNA from Cryphonectria parasitica EP155, 557 nucleotides. RefSeq lists its product as uncharacterized. The record is from RefSeq and is a predicted model, not a curated record. Lineage: Eukaryota; Fungi; Ascomycota; Sordariomycetes; Diaporthales; Cryphonectriaceae. The coding region runs from base 32 to 316 and encodes 94 amino acids. The transcript has a single exon.
GAUCAACCGGCAGCGCUCGCGCGAGCAGACUAUGAUUGACGACUUCGACACCAUGCAUCUUGGUGGUGAUGGUGGUGGCCGCCGUGGAAGGGCCUUUUCACGACAUGACGAUCGUGAUGAUGUGAAUUUUUACCGCGCAAAGCAGCAACAUGAAAAUCAUCUUGCUCGGCGGGCUCGCGACGAGCAGGAGGAUAUUAUGCGGCAACAAGAAAGAAUGAGGUUGCGCGAUGAGCUCACUUCUCCGAGAAACCCUUUCAUGCGCAACACGCUGAGAUCGCGAUUUACGUUCGGGGGAGACCCUGCUUUCGAUUAUUAGCAGUCCUUUUCCUCUCUUUUUCUUUCUUUGUUUCUCCUCUUGUUUGAUUCUUUCUCUCUGUGUCCCCUUUGUUCUCCACUGAGGGUCGACGAUGGGCAUGUUUCCUGAUGCUUUUUUUUUGUGUGUUUUUUUGGGAAAGGUCGCAUGGAAUAAUGGCUUCAAAAAAGGCAGUGAGAGCCUUAUGAUUCCUUGGGUUCUUGAUAUGCUCAUAAUUAUUUCUGAAUAAAUGAGUUGACAUUCC